AUGGAUGAUGAUUCUUUACGUGGAGAUGAUGAUUUUGACUGGGACAGUGAAGAUGAGAAGGAAAUUGAGAAUUUUGCUUCAUCUUCUUCAUCAAGUCUGAGACUUCCUCAUGUAGAAACUGGGUCAAGCUCAGCAGAGGCAAGCUCAUCUGUAGGUUCAUCUUCUGGUUGCAAAAUGAUCAAUCAUUUUGUAAAAAUGGGGUUUCCUGAAAAAAUGGUCGCCGAAGCAAUUCAGGAAAAUUGUAAAGGAGAGGAAGAUGAAGAUUCAAUACUUGAAACGCUUCUCAAGUACUCGACAAGAUCAUCUGCAAGCUCUUCUGGCUCCAAAUUAUUUCAUCGUUUUGUAGGGAUGGGGUUUGCAGAGAAAAUGGUUGCCAAAGCAAUUCAGGAAAAUGGAGAGAAAGAUGCUGAUUCAAUUUUGGAAACCCUCCUCACAUAUGCAGCAAUUGGAAAAUCUGCUCGAGAACAGCCUAACAAUGAAUCUGAUCAUUGCUCCUCGGGACAUGAAGGGGGCUUUCUGGAUGACUUUUCAGAUAUAGAUAGUGCUGACAGUGAGGUAAUUAUGAAGACUGUUUCUGAUGAGGAUAAUAAAUUAUCCUUCUUAAGAAGGAUGGGCUACAAAGAGGCAGAUGCUUCAAUAGCCAUAAGUAGAUGCGGACCAGAAGCCACAAUUUCAGAGCUGGCAGAUUUCAUUUGUGCAGCUCAAAUAGCGAAGGCAGAGGAUGUUUUCUUCGCUGAAGAUGAGAAAAAGCCCAAGCAAUUGAACAAACAGAAAAAGAGGAGUUUUUUGGAGUGUGAUGUAUUGGAAAAGAAAAGGCCGAGGGGGUUGGAGAACGGAGAUGAUGAGGCAAUUCGGCUCCCAAAUCCAAUGGUUGGGUUUGGGGUGCCUACAGAACCAGGAAUUCUUACUCAUAGAACACUUUCAGAGGCUGCCACUGGGCCCCCCUUUUUUAUUAUGAAAAUGUAG
Molecule: messenger RNA, 966 nt
Organism: Dovyalis caffra
Lineage: Eukaryota; Viridiplantae; Streptophyta; Magnoliopsida; Malpighiales; Salicaceae
Source: the annotation of a GenBank genome assembly